Messenger RNA from Phaeodactylum tricornutum CCAP 1055/1, 1789 nucleotides. RefSeq lists its product with no specific name. Bases 55 to 1386 code for a protein of 443 amino acids. The transcript has a single exon. Gene Ontology annotation, molecular function: sulfotransferase activity. The record is from RefSeq and is a predicted model, not a curated record. NCBI's taxonomy places the organism in Eukaryota, Bacillariophyta, Bacillariophyceae, Surirellales, Neidiaceae.
AACACUGUUGCGGUGCAGCGCUAAUGGUUUCGAUCUGGGGAACAAAAAGGAACCAUGAAACGUCGCGAUGUUUGUCGGUCACUUCACAUCCCGGGGACCAUCGUUUGCAUGAUCCUGUACAUCGCAUCCUUGUAUUGGUGGACCCAGGGUACGACCAAUUGUUCACUGUCAUCAACACCAUCAUUGAAGACGCAGGGGUUCAACAAUGGAUCCGUGCUGCUCCAAUUUGAGGGGGGCGUUCCUGCCGACGUGACAACUAGAAAUGGCAACAACGAUGACAAUGCCAAGCGACGCGCCUGGGAACAGGCUAUGCUAGCAAAACACCGCAACGCGACUGUGGAAUUAGAGCGAGUGGAUUCGUACGCGCAUAAGGAUACGCGCCACCAAACGCAUCCCGGAUUGUAUCCCAUCGACCCGCACGCUCGACCCCGUCCCGAGUGGCGGAACACUCACUUUCCCGAUAUUAACGUGGUGGGAUUACCCAAGGCUGGGACUACGCAACUCUACAACAUUCUCGUUUCCCACCCCCGCACGGUCGCAUUUAAUCCACUCAACAAGGAGGAGUGUUUUCCUGGAAACUAUUCCGAUGUACUCCACGGAUGGGAUGGCUUUGUUUCCGGGGAGCAGCCGACAGCCAAGCAACGGGCGCUACAGGGAGGCUUGUACUCUACAUUACAGAACUAUCAUCAGGAAAACCCGCAAUCCUUUCCACAUAAAUUGUCCGUCAACGGAUGUUUGAACGGACGCAUUGUCGCAGCAGUCUACGAUUAUUUAAAACCUCCAGCGACCAAAAAGUUUAUUAUUGCAUUGAGAGACCCAGCGGAUUGGCUGUGGGCCGUUUACAAUUUUUGGGCCGUCCAGGACGUAGACGUCGUCAUUCCUGAGGGAGAGUGGGCUCAUCGCGAGCAACACUACCGAUCGCCCGAAAUGUUCCACGAUCUCGUGGCCUCCAGUCACGACAUGGUCUUUUUCGACAACAUGCUAGGACGUCGCGCUUUGGCUGCCUUUAAUUACGUUUGGCAGUUCGAAGCAAUGGUGGGACGGGAGAAUAUUCUCUACAUUCGCAACGAAGAUCUUCUACCAGGGGUAGUCGCGCGGCCGGGAGGAGUCCUCGACCAGCUUGCUGCAUUUGCAGGUCUCAAUCGCAAAGGUUUUGACUCGCAGACGUUCGGCGAGAUUUCCAACUGCAACGACCAGAAAGGGUUUGUGAAAAAAUGUGGAACAUCCAAGAGUAAUGCAUACGAAAUCACUGGAGGAAGAUCCAUGCUUCCAGAAACGCGCACUCUGAUAUAUUUACUCUAUUACGAAGAAUGCAAACUGUGGUCGCAAAGAUACGAUGUUGUCUACGAGGACUGUUUGAAUGUGUUGGAGGCAACUAAAUCUUAGCUGAUUCAAGCUUUUACUGUGCCUUUUUUUCAUGGAGCUUGGAAACGAAAAAAUAUUUCUGAUUGCUCAUACUUGAGGUAUUUUCAGCAACCCCCUUCAGCAGCAGCAUUCCAAACAGUUGCUGCUGUCUCUUACCUCCAACCUGAGCUGUACAACAUUAUUUUGUACUACUGGAGUACGGUUGGUCUAUGCAAAGAGGAGCUUGUUGACUUCAAAGAACGCUGCUACACAGAUCUGUUGAAAAUUCGGUGCAGAAAAUGAGGGCCUUAGGGUUGAAAAAAUUUGCUCCGACGAUGAUAUUUUACGGUGUAGGCUCUGCGUUCACUGACAGACGGAGUCCUGCCUGAUAGUGGUCAUAUAAGAUUUACAUUACAUUAACAGUAAAUAUAAAAAGAUGUUCUCU